GCGGACGCGCACGAUCUCUUUCCCUGCCGCCGCCGAGUCGCGCGGAGGCGGAGGCGAGGGUGCAGUCAAGAUUCGGCUACACUCGUAAUCCACCGCCAUGGCCGAGGAAGGCAUUGCUGCUGGAGGUGUAAUGGACGUUAAUACUGCUUUACAAGAGGUGCUGAAGACCGCCCUCAUCCACGAUGGCCUAGCACGUGGAAUUCGCGAAGCUGCCAAAGCCUUAGACAAGCGCCAAGCCCAUCUGUGUGUGCUUGCAUCCAACUGUGAUGAACCCAUGUAUGUCAAGCUGGUGGAGGCCCUUUGUGCUGAACACCAAAUCAACCUAAUCAAGGUUGAUGACAACAAGAAACUAGGGGAGUGGGUAGGCCUCUGUAAAAUUGACAGAGAGGGAAAACCCCGUAAAGUGGUUGGUUGCAGUUGUGUGGUGGUGAAGGACUAUGGCAAAGAGUCUCAGGCGAAGGAUGUCAUCGAGGAAUACUUCAAAUGCAAGAAAUGAACAAAUAAACUUAGUUUUUGAUCCACA
Enhydra lutris kenyoni (northern sea otter) is the source of this 523-nucleotide messenger RNA. RefSeq names its product ribosomal protein S12 (gene RPS12). Gene Ontology annotation, biological process: translation. The record is from RefSeq and is a predicted model, not a curated record. Gene Ontology annotation, molecular function: structural constituent of ribosome. The transcript has 6 exons. Gene Ontology annotation, cellular component: cytosolic small ribosomal subunit; ribosome. The coding region runs from base 98 to 496 and encodes 132 amino acids. NCBI's taxonomy places the organism in Eukaryota, Metazoa, Chordata, Mammalia, Carnivora, Mustelidae.